Danaus plexippus (monarch butterfly) is the source of this 838-nucleotide messenger RNA. RefSeq names its product protein lethal(2)essential for life-like. Gene Ontology annotation, biological process: response to heat; protein refolding. NCBI's taxonomy places the organism in Eukaryota, Metazoa, Arthropoda, Insecta, Lepidoptera, Nymphalidae. The coding region runs from base 108 to 641 and encodes 177 amino acids. Gene Ontology annotation, molecular function: protein folding chaperone. The record is from RefSeq and is a predicted model, not a curated record. The transcript has a single exon.
UUCAUUACAAGAAAGCGAUACGAGAAACACACUAGUGCUCUAGCGCUGCGACGUUACAUUGCUCUAUUAUUCUUCAAGCGAUACAAACUCGUGAUUUAAACUACAAAAUGUCUCUGUUGCCAUUCGUGUUGGGUUACGAACGUCCUCACCGUAUCAUCGAUCAGGACUUCGGCUUGUCUUUGACUCCCGACGAUCUACUGACUGUUGCCGUGUCUCCACUACUAUCACGAGACUACUACAGACCCUGGCGUCAGAUGGCGGCUGCUGCGAGGGACGUCGGAUCCACCAUCAAGUCGGACAAAGAUAAAUUCCAAGUCAACUUGGACGUGCAGCAUUUCAAACCUGAGGAAAUAACUGUGAAGACUGCAGACGGUUACAUAGUCGUGGAAGGAAAACACGAAGAAAAGAAAGAUGAACACGGCUUUAUAUCCCGUCAGUUCACUAGACGAUACGCACUCCCGGAAGGCUGUAAUCCAGACACAGUAGAGUCACGGCUGUCUUCAGAUGGAGUGCUGAGUGUUAUUGCUCCGAAAGUGCCAUCAGUAUCGAAGAAUGAACGAAGCGUCCCCAUCGCCCAGACCGGACCCGUGAGGAAGGAGAUCAAGGAUCAGAAUUCCCAUGGUGAAGAAAAUGGUCAAUAAUCAACUCUUAGGCAUGGAAUAAGAUGUUAACGUAUCCUAGUCUAUUACAAGGAAGCUGUAUAUUUUUAGUCUUACUCCUUAGCGAGUUUAUUUUCCCACCAAUCUAGCUUUAAUUAAUGUUAAUUUUAUUGUAAGUUUUUUAUAUACACUGAAUGUACAUUAAAAUUAUCAAACAAUAAAUAAAAUUUUAAAGUAAA